This is a messenger RNA of Podospora pseudopauciseta, 1011 nucleotides long. Its product is annotated as alpha,alpha-trehalase nth1. Bases 1 to 1011 code for a protein of 336 amino acids. Lineage: Eukaryota; Fungi; Ascomycota; Sordariomycetes; Sordariales; Podosporaceae. The transcript has a single exon. The record is from RefSeq and is a predicted model, not a curated record.
AUGGAGGAAGGCUCAGACUACGACGACCUAAUGGAUGCCUCGGACGACAGCGAGAUAAAAUCAGAAGACUCCGACGACGACGACGAGAUUAAGGAGGAGGGAUCCGGCCGCGAGAUCAAGGCUGAGGACUCUGACGACGACGAGAUAAAGGAGGAAGAGUCUGACAACAACAACACCAACAAUAACAACAACAACGGCACCAACAAUAACAACAACAACAACACCAACAAUAACAAUAACAACAACAACGACGCCCCAUCUAUCAAGGAUGAAUACGACUGCAGCUCCGACUACGGAAACGAGCGGUCUUUCAGAGCGGAUGCUCUUGCUUCCGACUACAGCUCUAGCUCUGACGAGGAGGAUAUCAAGUCGGAGUAUUCUUCUGACCACGGAUUAGACCGAGAAGACGACCUCCUCGACGAUCACAUUGAAGACGAUGGAAACCUCCCAAAUCCACCCAACGCGACUGGCUCCCAGUCUAACCCUGCCGAUGCCGAAGAUGAACACGAACGUACCGUCUUUGAGAAUUUAACUGCCAGCGAAGAAGAGGUUCAUGAGUUACCCUUCUCAUACCAUGACCAUCAGUUGACCGUGGCGGCCGCAGCCAGGGAUCCUUACGAUUUUCUCGGGUCUUUCCCAGGGUAUCACGAGUUGGACGCGGCGACCUCGGUGAGGAUUCGGGGAGACUUGCCCGGAUUUCCGUUCUUGGACGGACAUGGCGAGCGGCCUCUGUGUGCUGAGGAUGACGGGUUGUGGGACGUGCUUGCCGGGGAGGAGGAUGACUGGCGGUUUGAGCAGGAUGGUUUUAUGGGGGGUGAUGUGCUUGAUGACUCUGUUUGGGAUGAGUUUGGUGGGGAGGAUGAGGUGUUGAGGUAUGAGGAGGAGUAUUUGGGGGUGCAGAUGGUUGGGGAGUUCGAGGGGGUUUAUGUUGAGGAUGGGGUCACGGAUGCGUUUGGGCUGGGGUCUGAGGGUGGGGAGGGGGAUUUUGAGGAUGAGGAAGAUGAGAUUUAA